This is a messenger RNA of Trypanosoma cruzi, 1719 nucleotides long. RefSeq names its product ATPase domain protein, putative. Gene Ontology annotation, molecular function: ATP hydrolysis activity; ATP binding. The transcript has a single exon. Lineage: Eukaryota; Euglenozoa; Kinetoplastea; Trypanosomatida; Trypanosomatidae. The record is from RefSeq and is a predicted model, not a curated record. Bases 1 to 1719 code for a protein of 572 amino acids.
AUGGCUGCCACAAUGACUCCUAUUGCUGUGACUUGCACUUCAUUGCCCGGCUCUUUUUUUUUUUUUUUUUUUUUGCAUUUUAUUUUCGCUUUCCAACAUUCUUGUGCAGUAACCAUGUCCGUUGAUGGCCUCAUCCUCUCGGACUUACGCCGAGUUCUAUCAGAGGCGAGGCCCAGUCCCUUUUUUUUUCUUGUGUGUGGGCCAUCAGGAUCCGGCAAAACAUUUGUUCUCCACGCCGUUCGCCAAGGUGCUGGCGUCUACGGGAUGAGUGUUAGCCAUGGCGUACCUUCAAUGGAUGAUGGAAUGGAACCUGAAACGACAGAGUGGAACGAUUCAAGGGCGCGAAUUUUUUAUGUGGAUUACAACGCAUUGCGCUCCAAUGACAGCCGUGCCUCGUCGAUAUCCGAAAAGUACCCGGCAGGCACCGUUGUGCUGCUGGAUGAUAUUGAGGCCGUUGACUAUCUUCUUCGUUUAAACGCGUCCUUGCACCGCCUUGAGGACAUGGUGAGUCGACUGCUCCGCUCGCCACGUUGUGCACUGGUGACUUCAGCAACUGACGUGCUCCAUGUGCCUCGGUGGCUUUUGGCGAUUUGGACUCCUUUCACGUACAAAACGCAUGAACUCACCUCGAGUGCCGCCCGUCGCCUCAUUCGUUCCUUCCCUGAUGCCGAGGAUCUUUUGGCGUUUGUUUCGGGAGGAAACGGCGAAGAGUUGGUCUCAUACUUGAGGACACGAAGGGCUCUUACGUUGAUGUUAUGCCAUGCACAAUGUGAGAAAAACAGGUCGUGUGUUCCCACUUCUCCCACUGCACUGCACUUCCUUGGUCAUGCCGCUACCGCACCACAAUUGCCGUCGUCCUCUCGGGGAAAGCUCUUUGGACUUGGUCCUGCGCUGGAGCGAGUUGAAACACUCGUGCGACUUUUUAUGGAGCGGGAAAAUCUUGCGGGUGGCAAAUUGCUUUCAACCGUUGCACCCACCACCGGAAUUCUCCUUCAUGGACCUUCGGGCAGCGGCAAGACGGCAAUAGCGAGCAGAAUUUCUGCAUCCUACCCUGGCAAAUGUUUCUUAGUUAGCUGUGCCGCUCUGUUCUCCAAGUACCUUGGCGAAAGUGAAGAACGUCUGCGGGAAGCGUUUCGAAAGGCACGUUUGUGUGCGCCAUCUGUGCUGGUGCUUGACGACGUCGAUGUUAUCGGAACCUCACGCGGUGCCUUUUUGAAUGGUGGCACGGGCGAUGGCCUUAACGUGACAAAACGGAUGUUAGCGGCGCUUCUCUGUGAAUUAGAUGGCCUUAUUGAUAAUAAAAGUGUCCUUGUGAUUGCCACAACCAAUGUUCCUGGGACGCUUGACGUCGCCCUCUUGCGACAGGGACGUUUUGAGACGGUUGUUUACGUGCCGCCGCUUAGUUUUGAGGCUGCAGAGGAAAUGGCACUGGAGUUCUUUGGUGCCUUUGACGGCGCGGCGGUGAAAGCACGGGAAGAGUUGAGUCGGUUUGUGGCAGGCCGCGCGGAGGGGUGCGCUGCAGCCUCGUUGAAGGCGUUUCUUCGAGAGGUGUUUGAGAAGCAGCAACAACAUCAGGAGAUGGAGGUCAACAAAACGGCGAGAGUGAAGGCUGGCGAGAGGGAGACGGCUCUCUUUUUGCCCAGCGAGGCGCUGGUACGUGCUACACUUGCGAAAACUACUGUGCUGCAGCGUGUAAAUUACGAAUAUAGUUUUCUUUAA